Messenger RNA from Solea solea (common sole), 1199 nucleotides. RefSeq names its product sushi domain-containing protein 3 (gene susd3). Lineage: Eukaryota; Metazoa; Chordata; Actinopteri; Pleuronectiformes; Soleidae. The transcript has 5 exons. Gene Ontology annotation, cellular component: plasma membrane. Bases 306 to 1199 code for a protein of 297 amino acids. The record is from RefSeq and is a predicted model, not a curated record.
UCCGCUUUGCGCGACCGCGAGCGCAGCGCGCAAUCCAAACCUGGUGCUGCUGCUGCUGCUGCUGCUGCGAGGAGGAGGAGUUGUUGUACGAGGAGGAGGAGGAGGAGAACUCAGUCUGUGGAUGACAAGCCACACACACACACACACACACACAUUACCAGAGGAGCCCAAGUUCGACUCCAGCCGACGGAGUCCAGGCUUGUUUACCUUGUACCCGGCACUGAGGGACACUGCUGCGCGGGCACAGCAGAAACAGGAGCGGCUGUCUGUCUGUCUGACUGUCUGUCUGACUGUCUGUCACAACCAUGUCAGCUGCAACAGCUUCAGUAGCAGAUGUGUCCAGGACUGACAGAGAUGACGCCCGUCACCGGAAUAACUCCGGCCGGUCCCCGUCUCAGUGUGCACCGAUCCCGCUGCCAGCCCUGGGCACACAGAAGAUCGUCCAGGGCAAUGGCACCACCGUGGGCACGGUCAUCUCGCUGCAGUGUCCGGCCAAACACAAACUGGUAGGGCAGCAGCUGACGUGUGUCCUGGACAGAAACAGCACCCACUGGGAGGGGAAGACGUUCUGUCAGCCUCUGACUCCCUACGAGGACUACGGUUUCCGUGUGGCCGUGGUGGCGUCCAUCAUCAGCUCGGCCAUCAUCCUCCUCAUGUCCAUGGCCUUCAUCACCUGCUGCUGGGUGGACUGCAUCAAAAAGGAAGCGAAGAAAAAGCAGGAGAGCAGGGCAUCAAACAUGUGCCAGUUUGAGGAGCAGGUCCAACACCGGGACAACAACUGGUCUCACUUCAGCCACAAAGGCAGGAACAACAACAACAACACCCAGGAGAAGAUGCUGUCUCUGUGGGACACUCACAACCCGCCUGCGUGUGACAACAGGCAGACCUGCAGAUGCCAUCAGGAGUUCUCUCACAGACAUGUCCACACAAACAGCCCCUCCGCUCACCUUGCUCCUCUCCCCGGUCCGGACUACGAGCAGCCUCUCAUGGCACAGAAUCCACCGCCACCUCAGUACCCCGGACCUAACUUGUCCCCCUAUCAAACCACGAGCCCGAGCCUGGUCCAGAUCUCGGCAAUGGGGCCCAGGCUGGUGUGGCAGUAUGACAGGCCGCAUAUCGGUCAAUCGACUGCGGAGGACUUUAACACGAGGAGUUCAAACCACGCCAAAGAAUUUUCCAUAAGGAUUAUAUCGGUGUGA